Camelina sativa (false flax) is the source of this 1221-nucleotide messenger RNA. The record is from RefSeq and is a predicted model, not a curated record. NCBI's taxonomy places the organism in Eukaryota, Viridiplantae, Streptophyta, Magnoliopsida, Brassicales, Brassicaceae.
AUGGAGCUCUAUUCCUAUCCUACUUUAAACAUUUCAAAUUGUGUCACCGUCAAACUUACAGAACGCAACUACAUCCUGUGGAAAUCCCAGUUCGAGUCUUUUCUCUCCGGGCAAGGACUUCUGGGCUUUGUCACAGGGACUGCUACUGCACCGGCGAGUACCAUCACCAUCCGUAACAACGAAGAACAAAACGUCAUAGCUCCAAACCCAGAUUAUGAAGCAUGGCGUCGCUCGGAUCAAGUUGUUAUGGCAUGGCUUCUUGGUUCGUUGUCUGAAGAUAUCCUUAGUGUGGUGGUCGGAUCCACAACCUCUCAUGAUGUGUGGACUAACCUUGCCGGUCAUUACAACCGCACUUCGUCAUCCCGAGUUCUGCAACUUCAGAGGCGUCUCCAUGGCAUUUCAAAAGAAGGGAAAACCAUGGAUGAAUAUCUACGAGAUCUCAAAAAUGUCUUCACGAUUCAUGGUCUCACUCGUGAAUAUGAGCCUCUGAUAACCUCGCUUGAGUCUUCUUUGGAUGUUGUUCCUGAACCACCUUAUGAAGACAUUCUGCAUCGUCUACGAGGCUAUGAUGACAGGCUUCAAAGCUAUGUCACACCUUCAGAAGUCUCACCGCAUCUGGCUUUCUACACCACCAACAGAGGUCGUGGACAGUCUCGUGGCAGAGGAGGACGAAAUCGAGGACGAGGAAGCUUCUCCACUCGAGGACGUGGAUUUCAUCAACAGUUCAGCUCUGGAAGCUCAGGUUCAUCUGUUGCUGAAAAACCUACCUGUCAGAUUUGCGGAAAGAAAGGUCAUCAAGCUCUUGACUGUUGGCACAAAUACGAUGACAACUAUGAACAACAAGGAGCUGUCGCUUCUGCUCUAGCUGCGUUACACAUCACUGAUGUUACUGAUGAGACCGGUUGGCACCCGGAUACUGGUGAGACGGCUCACAUUACAAAUUCCACUCAGCGCCUGCAACAAGCACAACCAUACUAUGGUUCAGACACAGUGAUGGCUAGUGAUGGUAAUUUUCUGCCUAUAACUCACAUUGGUUCGUCUAAACUUCCCUCUACAUCAGGUAAUCUUCCUUUGAAGGAUGUGUUAGUGUGCCCAGAUAUUGCCAAAUCUUUAUUAUCUGUAUCAAAGUUAACCAAAGAUUAUCCCUGUUCUUUCACUUUUGAUGAUGAUGGUGUUGUUGUAAAGGACAAAGCAACUCAAAAAAUCCUGACAAUGGGAUGA